UUGUAUUAUUGAAAAGAGAAUUCCUUACAUAAGUGCACCUAAAGCUAUUUCUUACUAAUAGUUUUCAUUAACACAUUAUUUUGUUAUGCAAUCAAAAAACACCUCAACUAUCUGCAAAUGGGCUCCAAAAAAGUAUAUAAUUGUUGGAUUCCAUUAUUAUUAUGCUAAAUUCAUGCAUAUUUUGGACACAGUCACUGAAUGAAAAUGUAUCUGCAAUGAGUAUUUUUAAUGUUUGUUUACAAUUACUCAUUACUGUCUAUCUAGUUUGCACUAAUAUUGAGCUGUACAAUUUUCUGGAGAGGUCUCACUGGUCUGUUUGCAACAUUGAAGAAUGUCCGAAGUUUUUUCAUGAGCAGUUGCAAGGUCAACAAAAUGGUGACAGAAACGAUAAAGUCACGAGCUGCAGAAGAAGGCAUUCGUGCUGUCAGACGGAAGCAAAAACGGUGAAGAAGUGGAGGUUGUUGAAACUUUUAAAGAACGUUACGAGUCUAAAGGUGAAGGAACGGAAUAUUACCCCGACUAUGAAAGAAGAAUAUGAGAGCAUAUCUUAACACAUAUGUCACGGAGAAGAGGCACCGUAAUUAAAUUGUUUCCCAGUCCCCUUAUUUCUCUGAACGGCCCUGAAUGUAUUUUUUAUUGUUGCUACAAGUUAUAAAUGUUUUCAAAUUCUUUGUUUAUCUUUUUCCUAUGACAGAUAAACAACUGUGCGACAUGCCA
Molecule: messenger RNA, 717 nt
Organism: Xenia sp. Carnegie-2017
Lineage: Eukaryota; Metazoa; Cnidaria; Anthozoa; Malacalcyonacea; Xeniidae
Exons: 5
Coding region: 162-551 (129 amino acids)
Source: RefSeq, a predicted model, not a curated record